CGAAUCGGGGUCCGCAUAAACCUCCACAUUCUCUUUUAUGCGUCACCUUCGUCUCCGCUCAGCCCCCGAUUCCCUCCCUUCCCCUUAAACAAAAAAGGCUCUCCCUUUUCCUUCUUUUCCUCUCUCUCUCUCUCUCUCUCUCUCUCUCUCACUAAGUCCAAAAAUCCUACGCGAAGCACCAACACGAUCCCUCACCCUUGACUCUGGGGGACGUUGCCGUGUAAGUGGGAACCGCCCCUCGAUUCGUCGUCCUUUUAGGGUUUCUUCUCGUGCCAUGGCGGGUAGGGUUUGGCGCAGCUCCAUUAGAGAGGCCUUGUCCAGGAGCCUGAGGUCGAGGGCGGUGGGAGGGGCCCCUGGAGCAAGGCCAUUGAGCGCCGCCGCAGGCGGCGGAGGAGGUGGCGGAGCUGCCGCGCGAGCCGCUCCGAAGAUCCCGCCUUCGUCCAAGAAGGGAAGGCUUUUAACUGGAGCUAUGAUUGGCCUUGCUAUAGCCGGAGGUGCUUAUGUGAGUACUGCAGAUGAAGCCACAUUUUGUGGAUGGUUGUUUAAGGCUACAAAGAUUGUGAACCCACUAUUCGCAUUGCUAGAUGCAGAGGUGGCUCAUCGGUUGGCUGUGUCAGCCGCAGCUCAUGGGUUAGUUCCAAGGGAAAAGAGACCUGACCCACCAAUACUGAAUCUGGAGGUUUGGGGAAGGAAGUUCGCAAACCCUAUCGGUCUUGCUGCUGGUUUCGAUAAAAACGCUGAGGCAGUUGAGGGGCUACUAGGUUUAGGGUUUGGCUUCGUAGAAGUUGGGUCAGUGACUCCCAUGCCUCAGGAAGGAAACCCUAAGCCUCGUAUUUUUAGAUUGCCGAAGGAGGGUGCCAUAAUAAAUCGAUGUGGGUUCAACAGCGAAGGUAUUGUGGUAGUCGCAAAGCGUUUAGGUGCCCAGCAUGGUAAGAGAAAGAUGGAGGAAACUUCAAGCUCUUCAGUUUCCUCUAGUAAUGAAGUAAAGCAAGGAGGGAAAGCAGGACCUGGUAUUUUGGGAGUCAAUCUUGGGAAGAACAAGACAAGCGAAGAUGCAGCUGCCGACUAUGUUCAAGGAGUCCACACUUUAUCGCAGUAUGCUGAUUACUUGGUCAUAAAUGUUUCUUCUCCAAACACUCCCGGGCUUCGCAAACUUCAAGGGAGGAAGCAAUUGAAAGAUCUUGUUAAAAGGGUGCAAGCUGCCCGUGACGAAAUGCAAUGGGCUGAGGAGGGUCCUCCACCAUUGCUUGUAAAGAUUGCACCGGACUUGUCUAAACAGGAUCUUGAUGACAUUGCUGCAGUUGCUCUUGCUCUUCGAUUGGAUGGCUUGAUUAUAUCAAACACAACAAUUUCGAGGCCAGAACCUGUAGACAAACACCCUUUAGCUGCAGAACCUGGUGGUUUAAGUGGGAAGCCACUCUUUGAUCUGUCUACUAAUAUACUCAAGGAGAUGUAUAUCCUCACUCGGGGCAAGAUUCCCCUCAUAGGCUGCGGUGGGGUGAGCAGCGGUGAAGAUGCAUACAAGAAGAUCCGAGCAGGUGCAACCCUGGUUCAGCUUUAUACUGGUUUUGCCUAUGGGGGACCAGCACUUAUUCCCCAGAUAAAGGCUGAGCUAGCUGAGUGCUUAGAGAGGGAUGGCUUUAAAACUGUUCAAGAAGCAGUUGGCGCAGAUUGUAGAUAAAACUUCGCGAGUUCUCACAAGGUUUGGAUUUCAGACAACUGCUGAAACACUUUCCGUCUUUAACUUCAAUCGUUAUAUCUAAAUUAUAGCACACAUCGGUUCCUAAAGGUGCAUUUUUGUUCCUUUUAACGUCGAGCUACUGAAACAAUUGCUUAUGCAUAUUUAUUUUGUCGCUCUGUCCCCCUAACUCCAAGGUGGAUACAAAUUUUUGCUUGAUAUGUAUUACUUUUUAGGAAUUUUGGGAAGUUGAUAGUGGUUUAAAGAACUUUCGGUUGUACUUUUUUUUUGUUUUUCCGAUCGUUUUUCUAGGCUAAUAAAUGUAAUUCUCAUGGACUUACCUUCGAGUCUGAAAUUUUUGUAAUCGGUAUUUUCUUAUUCUGCGUUCGUAUGAAUUCUGUGUCGAAAACCUGUAAUAAGAGUUCUUUGGAGGGCUGAGACUAUACCAA
This is a messenger RNA of Ananas comosus (pineapple), 2127 nucleotides long. Its product is annotated as dihydroorotate dehydrogenase (quinone), mitochondrial. The record is from RefSeq and is a predicted model, not a curated record. Gene Ontology annotation, cellular component: mitochondrial inner membrane; cytoplasm. Gene Ontology annotation, molecular function: dihydroorotate dehydrogenase activity. Gene Ontology annotation, biological process: 'de novo' pyrimidine nucleobase biosynthetic process; pyrimidine ribonucleotide biosynthetic process. Lineage: Eukaryota; Viridiplantae; Streptophyta; Magnoliopsida; Poales; Bromeliaceae. The transcript is spliced from 11 exons. Bases 275 to 1681 code for a protein of 468 amino acids.